Acanthamoeba castellanii str. Neff is the source of this 1572-nucleotide messenger RNA. RefSeq names its product acetylCoA hydrolase/transferase, putative. Bases 1 to 1572 code for a protein of 523 amino acids. Gene Ontology annotation, biological process: acetate metabolic process. The record is from RefSeq and is a predicted model, not a curated record. Gene Ontology annotation, molecular function: acetate CoA-transferase activity. The transcript is spliced from 12 exons. Lineage: Eukaryota; Discosea; Longamoebia; Acanthamoebidae.
AUGAAGAGACUUCAACAGAUGAGCGCCCGCACCACCGUGUUGAGCGCGGCCAGUGCUGGCCGGGCCUCAGCCUUUGGUCGGAGGGCCUACCAAGGGCGGCCCCAAAUGUUGAGUGCAGACGACGCUGUGAAGGUGAUCAAGACGGGCGACCGAGUUUUCGUCCACAGUGUGGCAGCGGCUCCUCAGGCCCUCAUCCACGCCAUGACGCGCCGGGCACCCGAGCUGCGGGACGUCGAGGUGUGCCACAUGCACAUCGAGGGUGACGCGUCGUACGCGGACAAGAAGUACGAGGGCUCGUUCAAGAACAACAACUUCUUCGUGGGCAAGAACGUGCGCAAGGGCGUGCAGGAGGGCGCCUCGAUUACACGCCCCGAGAUCCCGCUCCUCUUCCGCCGCGGCAUCCUCCCGCUCGACGUCGCCCUCAUCACCGUGUCGCCGCCGGACCAGCACGGGUUCUGCUCGUUGGGUACCUCGGUGGACGCCAGCUUGGCGGCCGUCCAAUGCGCCAAGACGGUCAUCGCCCAAGUCAACCCCCACAUGCCCCGUACGCACGGCGAUGGGUUCGUGCACGAGAGCGCCAUCAGCUUCAUGGUGGACGGGCCGGCCCCCCUCAUCGAGCACAAGCGUGGCAAGGUCACCGAGACGAUCGGCAAGAUCGGCAAGUACGUCCUGGUCCUGCUGAUGAAGUGGCGAUGCAUGAUAAUGUGCAUGAUGAUGCAUGAUGAUGAAGUGGCGCUGGCGCUGGCCGCAGCAACGCCAAUGGUGGCAACGAACGUGGCGCAGCUCGUGGAGGACGGGGCAACGCUGCAGAUGGGCAUCGGCGUGAUCCCCGAUGCUGUGCUGGCCGAGCUCACGCACCACAAGAAGCUCGGCAUCCACACCGAGAUGUUCUCCGACGGCAUCAUCGACCUGGUCGAGCGUGGGGUGAUCACGGGCGAGAACAAGGUUAUCGCCCCGCGCACCAUCACCGUGGGCUUCUGUCUGGGCACCAAGCGCCUCUACGAUUUCGUGCACGAGAACCCCGCCGUGCAGUUCCGCGCCAUUGAAUGGGUCAACAACCCCAUCCUCAUCAAGGAGAACCCCAAGAUGACCGCCAUCAACAGCGCGGUCGAGGUGGAUCUCUCGGGCCAGAUCUGUGCCGACUCGAUUGGUUCGAAGCUCUACUCGGGCGUGGGCGGGCAGAUGGAUUUCAUGCGCGGCGCUGCUCUCUCCCACGGCGGCAAGCCCAUCAUCGCCCUGCCGUCGACCACCUCACGGGGCGAGAGCAAGAUUGUGCCGCGGCUCAAGCGCGGCGCAGGCGUCGUGACCACGCGUGCCCACGUCCACUGGGUGGUGACGGAGUGGGGCGCGGUGAAUCUGUUCGGCAAGCCGGUCAAGGAGCGCAUGAAGGCCCUCAUCUCCAUCGCCCAUCCCCUCCACCGGCCCUGGCUGGAGAAGGAGGUCGAGCGGGGCUUCUGGUUCGACGUCGACGAGAACUCCCCCAAGAUCCCUGAGUCUGCGCACGUCGACGAGUGGAUGGCCGCCAUGGCCAGCGCAGCAGCAGCAGAACCCCGUUGGCGUGUGAAGUGGUGA